This is a messenger RNA of Arctia plantaginis, 1095 nucleotides long. Lineage: Eukaryota; Metazoa; Arthropoda; Insecta; Lepidoptera; Erebidae. The record is from the annotation of a GenBank genome assembly.
AUGGUUCAAUCCCUGAUGACGUCAUGGAUUUCACUACUCCUCGUGUUUUGCGCUUUAAAAUCAGGAAGCGGCCAAGCGACGGACGUAGACGUCCGUUUAGUAGCCCCAGCAUGGGUCGCACGGGGCGGAUCUGCGACCCUUCGAUGCUUGCACCAAGUACCACCUCAAUUACUGUACAAAGUGGAAUUCCUGAGGACGGGAACGAAGUUAUUGCAGUACGUGAGAGAGAGGAACCCACCAUUCACGAGUUAUUCAUUUGCAGGAGGUCGGCUUAACGCGACGCUGUCAACUGAGAACUCCAUUACGAUAGACAACCUGGACCCAUCGGCGUCAGGCACGUACUGGUGCGAGGUCUCAUUAGAAACACCAAUUUUUACAGCAGCGUCUCACGAACAUCUACUCACUGUUGUGUAUCCGCAAAAGCAUCCACCGAUAAUAACGUUCGGAAAACCGGAUGUAGUGGUGGGUGGUCUACUCCGCGCCAACUGUACGAGUGCGCCUGCAGCGCCCGCACCGAAACUCACAUGGUAUAUUGACAAUGAAAAGGUCGAUGAAGAAUCUGUGAGAUACUUCUCUUAUCGUGUAUCAAGCUCAACUCGAACUAAAGGAGGAGGUGGAUAUCGCCACAGAAAACAUCAACAUCGCUAUAUAGCUCCGGAGUUCAAUCACACGGCAAAAUAUUGGGCGUUAGUGAGUGAAACUACACAAACGCCACCUAUAAACAGUAAUAAACAUCAUAAAUGCUCUUUGAAAGAAGCACAGAGCGAAGAAAUGGCAAAGAUCCAAGAAAGACCGCGAUCUCCACCAGCCAUACCCAUUUCAUUGUGGGUAUCGAUAGCUGAGUUAAAGGCUCCUGCACACGGCAGACUGCAACUGACUUGUACUGCAACAAUUCCCGAUGAAGUAGGACCAGGAGAAAAGUACGCUGAUAUUAAAAAGCAAACUGUAGCAGUGGCAGUAAAUGAACUAAAUCUGAAGAAGCCAUAUUCUGCUACCACUCACGCCAAUGCCACCUCCAGCUGCCUACACCCAAACCCGCUCUGGAUCCUAGGUUGUGGUAUUAUGCUACGUGAAUUAACACACCAAUUAUAUUAA